AUGACAAGUGAAGAAGUGACAUAUGCAGACCUGAAGUUCAUGAAACUGGAAAAAACCCCGGACCAGAAGUUCCAGACCUCCAGAGUGAAAGAUUGCUCGAGUCUCUCUUCCUGUUGGCGACUGGCUACAGUGGUGCUUGGAAUCUUCUGCCUAACUUCAGUGGUAGCUGCAGUAGUCUUGGCUGCCAGGUUCACCUUGGUCUGCCACCUUGAGCAUGAAAGGGAUGAAAACUUCACUCUGCAAAAGGCACUUAUGGAAAGCCUCAACCAGCAGCUGGAGCUCCUCCAGGCUCAGAAUUUGAACUUGACAGAGACUGCCUUCACAAUGCAGUCACUACAGUUUUACAGUUCUUACUCUUUCUGGAUUGGGCUGUCUCGCAAUGGAACUGAGGGUCCCUGGCUGUGGGAAGAUGGAUCUUCUUUCUCCCCUGAUCUGUUUCAGAUCCAACGAGCCAGCACCACUCCUUUCCUGGAUUGUGUGUGGCUUCAAGGUGCAAAUAUAGACACUGCACGGUGUGGCGAGUACAAAUUUUACAUUUGUGAGAAAGUGGUGGAUCCUCUGGUGGCUGAGCAAGUGAGCUACUUGGACAUGGAUUAG
Molecule: messenger RNA, 597 nt
Organism: Calypte anna (Anna's hummingbird)
Lineage: Eukaryota; Metazoa; Chordata; Aves; Apodiformes; Trochilidae
Product: oxidized low-density lipoprotein receptor 1
Exons: 5
Coding region: 1-597 (198 amino acids)
Biological process (GO): detection of fungus; positive regulation of killing of cells of another organism; cellular response to molecule of fungal origin
Cellular component (GO): cell surface
Molecular function (GO): (1->3)-beta-D-glucan binding; pattern recognition receptor activity
Source: RefSeq, a predicted model, not a curated record